AUGGGUGAUAAAUCUUUCGUGUGGACCUCUGAGCUUAAUAAAAAACUAUUUCAACUUAGAUUUGAAAAUGAUUGGCUGUUUAAGGCUAAAAAACAGCCCUGGAGUGAAUUUCACAAACUUCUACUGGAGAAUGGAUUUCCCCGAGAGAUGACUGUUGAUCAUGUUAGGAAGAAGUGGUCAUAUAAUUAUGAUAUGUACAAAAUUGCUAAAAAAACGAACAACAGAAGUUGGAAAUAUUUUAAAUUAUUUGAUAAACAUUUUGGAAAGAGUAAAAUUCUUGACAAAUAUGAGUCAUGGAAUGAUGAAUGGCGUCUCAAGUUAAUCAUAUGUAUAUCAGAAGCAAAAGAAAAUAACCUUGAUAUCUUGGCUAUGUGGAGGACUGUUGAAAGAGCUAUGAGAUCUCAGGAACUGCCCAGUGACUGCUGUAUACAAGACAUACAAGGCCUAUGGCAUCAUAUUAGAAUGACUUUCAAUAGGAAACAUCGCCAAAAACUGAGAAAAGGGUCCGAAGAAAGCGAUUGGCCGCUGUACGACGCUAUGAUGUGUUAUCUCAACAAGUUUGAUCCGGAAUACUUGACGAGAUUGGAAAACGAGCCAUCUAAUGUGUUUGCGAGUUGUUUUAGAGAUAAUCCCCGGUAUUUGAAGAACAAGAAUAGCAAGAACGAAAUUGAAAAAGAAUUUAUUUGGUCAAAAGACAUCACCGAAACAUUUAUACAAAUCAGACUGCAGCAUGACUUAUUGUUCAAACAGAAAAAAUGGGCUUGGAAUGAACUAUCAAAAAUAAUGAUUGAAGAGUAUAGUUUUCCAAAAACGUUGUCUCCGAGAGAGCUGGGGAGGAAAUGGGCAGCCACAUUUGCAGAAUAUCAGAAAGCUAAAGCAACAAAUAAUACGUCUUGGGUGUACCAUCACUUGUUUGAAGUAUAUCUGGGCGAAUCAACUUUAAGUUUAAAUCCACUCGCCGGGUGGCAAGAAGAAUGGGUGUUUAAUUUAAUUAGCUCAAGAACAGAUUUAGAACAGCUAUUUAAAACUGUUAAGGACCAGAAUCGUGGAUGGCGGGAAGUUGAGAAGAGGCUAAGAAGUAUAGGAUUGCCACUGGACCACAGUUUGUUGGAUUUGAAAGAAAUCUGGACACAUUUGCUGAAAACUUUUAGGUGGAAACAAAAAUUUGCGAACAAAGGUAUACUAAAUGAGCAGUGGCCAUAUUUUGAAGCAUUGAGUCGGUACGCCGAAGUGCGAGACAAACAUUCAAUGAAAGAGCAGAAGGAAGAAGAUUCUCACGAUCACUUUGAUGAUGGUACACAUGAUGACGAAUUCGAAGAUGACAUCAAACUCAUGGAUCUGAAGAAAAGGCUUCAGUUCGAUGUGGAACCGAAAUUUGAGUUCGAAAAUGGUGAGCAGUGUCGAUCUUGCUCGAGUUCAGAGGCGAGUGUCGAUAUAUUUGAACAAAGAGAUGAUGACGGUUUGGAUCUGGCACAUAAGUUAAAAAUUAUAGCAGGCAUUGAGGUUGAUAAGCUCGAUAACUUGCCAACACAAAUAUGUUUGAAUUGUCACGAACAGUUACAAAACGCAUAUAAAUUUAGACGGAAAUGUCAAGAUGUUGAUAAACAGUUCCGUUGUACUAAUAGAGAUAUAAAAAUCGAAGUUACAUCGAAACAUGAAGACGACAUCCACGACGAUACUAAAGACGAACAAGAUAUUCACGUAUCGGAUGACAUGCCAGACGUAUCUUAUGAACCAGAUUCUAGUGAGGUAGCUCAAAAAAAUGAACCUAAAGCCAAGAAUAAAAAAGUUAUGGUUAAGAGACAAAAAUCUAAAAAACUAAAAUACGACUAUUGGAAAAUUUGUGAACGGGUGUGGGCGCCGGCGCAGCUCUACAAAGUUCAUCGUCAGUUCGUAGCGGGCAGCGCGCGCGGACACAGUGCCGACUGGCUAAUCUCGCACAUAUUUAGACUCAUCUUCGGUCACGUUUCGGUGCAACACUAA
Arctia plantaginis is the source of this 1983-nucleotide messenger RNA. NCBI's taxonomy places the organism in Eukaryota, Metazoa, Arthropoda, Insecta, Lepidoptera, Erebidae. The record is from the annotation of a GenBank genome assembly.